CACUCUGACCCUGUGAGUGAAUUCAAUCUUCUUGGAUUCCCUUGUUCCUGGAAGAUUCAGGUCCUCCUCUUCUCAUUCUUCUUUGCAGUCUAUGUCCUAACACUAACUGGAAACCUGUGCAUUAUCUGUGCAGUGUGGUGGGACAACCAUCUCCAUGCCCCCAUGUACAUCCUGCUGGCCAAUUUUUCCUUCCUGGAGAUGUGGUAUGUCACCUCCACUAUCCCCAAUAUGCUCGCCAACUUGCUCUCUGAAAACAGCACCAUCUCCUUCUAUGGCUGCUUCCUCCAGUUCUACUUCUUCUUCUCCAUGGGCACCAUUGAGACCUUCUUCUUGUCUGCCAUGGCCUUUGACAGGUACCUUGCUAUCUGCAGGCCCCUGCACUACCCCACUCUCAUGACUGUUCAGCACUGCAUCAGAAUAGGAGCUGGGUGCUGGGUGUGUGGCUUCUCUUGUUUUCUCCUCCCAGUUUACCUGAUCUCCCAACCUCCUUUUUGUGGUCCCAAUACAAUUGAUCACUUUUUAUGUGACCCAGGGCCCCUUAUGAAUCUGUCCUGUGUGCCAGUUUCUGCUACUGAGAUCAUCUGUGCCGUCUUUAACUCAGUCCUCAUUUUCUCCACCUUCCUCUUCAUUACCAGCUCCUAUACUCUGGUGAUCAGAGCUGUGCUGAAGGUCCCUUCAGCAGAAGGCCGGCAUAAGGCCUUCUCCACAUAUGGCUCCCAUCUUGCUGUAGUGUCCCUGUUCUAUGGUUCUAUCAUGUUGAUGUACCUGAGCCCAAUGGCAGGCAAUCCAGCAGGGAUCCAAAAAAUUGUGACUUCAUUUUAUUCUGUGAUGACUCCAUUUUUCAAUCCCUUGAUCUAUAGCCCCUGGAAUAAAGAGAUGAAGAAGGCCCUGAGAAAACUGUUUAGGAUUAUGAGAUUUGGUCAAAUACAUCCUCUCAAGAGCUAG
Messenger RNA from Ailuropoda melanoleuca (giant panda), 945 nucleotides. Its product is annotated as olfactory receptor 11H6-like. The coding region runs from base 163 to 945 and encodes 260 amino acids. NCBI's taxonomy places the organism in Eukaryota, Metazoa, Chordata, Mammalia, Carnivora, Ursidae. Gene Ontology annotation, cellular component: membrane. The record is from RefSeq and is a predicted model, not a curated record. Gene Ontology annotation, biological process: G protein-coupled receptor signaling pathway. The transcript has a single exon. Gene Ontology annotation, molecular function: olfactory receptor activity; G protein-coupled receptor activity.